This is a messenger RNA of Oncorhynchus masou masou (cherry salmon), 2812 nucleotides long. RefSeq names its product syntaxin-binding protein 6-like. The coding region runs from base 157 to 1062 and encodes 301 amino acids. NCBI's taxonomy places the organism in Eukaryota, Metazoa, Chordata, Actinopteri, Salmoniformes, Salmonidae. The transcript is spliced from 7 exons. The record is from RefSeq and is a predicted model, not a curated record.
CGCAAUGCUCUAGAGUAGAAAUUAACUCGGAUUGUAAACCUUGUGGCGGUUGAUUAGAGGCGGCAGCCUGACAGUUAUACAAGCCAGUCGAGUCGUUUGGUAAUCAGCCUAGCUGUUUCUGCAUCUUGGUGGAGUAAAACAACAAAAAAGAUCACUAUGAAUAUCCAGUCAGUUAUCAACAGGGAAGUGUUUGCCCCCCGGGAUGAGAGGAUGCUGGUGGCUGUGGAGGUUAAGAGGAGAAAAAGGAAAAAGGUUCCCUUUCUGCCCACUGGAGGCAAGGGAGAAUAUAUGACAUACAUCUGUCUGUCAGUGACCAAUAAGAGACCAGCCCAGCUCCUCAUCACCAAGGUCAAGCAGUUUGGAGGCUCUGCCCCCUUCACCAGGAGGUCACAGUGGAGCGUGGAGCAGCUCCGCCAGGUCGAUGGCAUCGACCCCAACAAGGACUGCCCAGAGUUUGACCUGGUAUUCGACAACGCCUUUGACCAAUGGGUGGCCAGCUCAGCGGCAGAGAAGUGCAUCUUCAUCCAGAUCAUGUACCAUGCCUGUCAGACUUACUGGGAGGGCAAGGAGCGGGUCCCUGGUGGCCUGGGUAGCCCAGCUGGAGACCAGCAGAAGGACCAGAGAGCUAGUCCAGGGGCCCAGGUUAGCCCAGGAUCCCAAGGGGGCCAAAGAGGAGGUCCAGUGGCCCAGGCUAGACGGAAGAGCACAGUGGGUCCCAGGCCCCGCCAGACUGAAUUUGUCAACUGUCAGUCCAAACUCACAGGAGAUGCCUGCACUGUGAAUCUGGUCAUCUACCGUUGCAAGGUCUUCUUCAACCGCGUGAAGAAGGUGAUGGUUUCAAAACAAAGCAGUCCUCAGGCUGGAGCAGGUCACAGAGCAAGUCCCAGUGGGCAGCGCCCCCCAGGGGGCAGUAUGGGUAGUGUAGUCAAGAGGGCAAGCCAGGCCCUGCAGGAGCGUGGGGAGAGACUGGGCCGGGCCGAGGACAAGACAGUAGACCUGAUGCACAAAGCCCAGCAGUUUGCAGACACUGCCCACAAGCUGGCUCUGAAGUAUUCAAACUAGAGGCAUCUCUUCCUGUGGGUCCGCACCUGGAGUCCGUGGCCCUAUUUCACCUGUUGAUUCUAUGGAUAGUAACUUCUAUACUAAUGUUGUGCUGAGGCAUAGUUUAGUUGAAACCCAGUGGAUGCUGCAAUUCCUCUGUGAAGAAUCCUAUGUUCUGAGAGGAGUGGAGGGUUGCGGUACUUGCUCUUAGGACAUUGACUAUGUCAAAGGGACAUGGAAACCUUUACAGACGGGCAGUGGGGAGGACGGCCCAGUUAUGGACCUCAGAGUUUAAGAAUGACCUUUAACCUCCAGAAUGGGACCUGUGGAUCACAUGACGGUGUCAUUUCAUGGCAUAGCUAGCUGGUUUACUGGAUGGCAACGUUGUCACAAUGCUCCCACUGCUUGAGUGUACUUGUCUUCCCUGCUUCAGUAGCCUGUGCUCUGAUGAUGAGAACUUUAGAUUUUGGGGGUUUCACAUGUUUUUAGAUAUUUUAAUAUUGGCAUAUCUGAAUUCUCAGUAAAAAGCUUUUCAGUAUUCACGUGUCUUCUCCGCUAUGGAAGUAUAUUUCAAUGGUGCAGGGGUAUGAGGAACACCUGGUGAAAUGCUUUGUUAUUUUCUUUACAUGGUGAUGCUUUAGUAAGUAUAGUCUUGAUUUCUUGGCACUUUCUAAAUAUGACUAUUGUAUGGAUUCCCAUAUUGCACUAUAAUUUGCUUUAAUUUGCUUCCACUAUUUUUCACUGCUAAAUUCCUCCACUACCCUCUCCCUGCUUGCAUCAUCCAUUGAUUAGUCACUAAUCACUCUUCCAAAUUCAAGUUGAUAAUCAUUCUGAUCCUUGUCUAUUGUCUUUGUCUAAUCAUGUGAGUCAUUGAUCCCCGGUCUUGUCACUUAUGUGUCGUGUGUUUUUGUCUGUUGCACCAUGUGUAUCGUAAUUCCAUGUCUCAUGACCUUUUCAUCUUUAAUUGCUGGUUCCGUGUCAGAGACUUGAGUGCAGCCGGUAUAAUGGUGGGUUCGUGUAUGUAGACCAGGGCUCUUCUAGGUGAGGUUGUAAGCAAGAUGUGGAAUGUUGACUGUGAAGGAUUGCGUGUGUGAUCAUAAUCUCGUCCACACAGCCGGCUCUCUAUGUGGUAGCAAUUGAGCCUGGGGACGAGGUUCAUGUGGUGUCGGUUCAGAAGGCCACUGUCGAGAAGAGACUUCUGAGUUGGUGAGUGAUGAGGGUCACAAAGGCUUGUUGUAAGGUUGCGCGCUCUUGCGUAGGCCUGUGGUUGUUGAAUUUCUUUCGAUACCUAAUAGUGUUUUUAUUGUACACAACACUAAUAAAUACAUUGAUAUGCUUUAUCAGCUGGGACAACAUGUCCCACUUCAUGCUUAACCUGUCAUGGAAUGAGAGGGAAGCCUAAUCUGUCUUUCAACUACUCGUAUCUGAAUGAGACUUAAUUGUGGCAGUUAACUAAGGAGGCAAAUCCUAAAAUGGCACUGCAUGCUUUCUGUUGCUAUAUUACUGUUGGUGAUCUGAUGAACGAUUGGCUAGAAUCUAGAUGAGUUGAAAAGUGCCUAAACUACUUCUUUUUAAAAAAUUCUGAUCAUGGAGUUGAAACCAUGAACUGAUGUUAUUCGUAGAAAUGCUGACUAUUUAACAUAGUCUUGGAACAGUUCUUGAAGCUCUGUUUAGUGUCAAUGUUAACAUGAGAUUUGUACUGUUUUUAAUGAGAACUUCAAUGACCUUAACACUCCUCCUUUUUGACCCAAUAAAUUAAAUGGGACCUGUC